Acipenser ruthenus (sterlet) is the source of this 1436-nucleotide messenger RNA. Its product is annotated as adenosine receptor A2a-like. NCBI's taxonomy places the organism in Eukaryota, Metazoa, Chordata, Actinopteri, Acipenseriformes, Acipenseridae. Bases 1 to 1008 code for a protein of 335 amino acids. Gene Ontology annotation, molecular function: G protein-coupled receptor activity. Gene Ontology annotation, biological process: G protein-coupled receptor signaling pathway. The transcript has a single exon. The record is from RefSeq and is a predicted model, not a curated record. Gene Ontology annotation, cellular component: membrane.
AUGAUAGCUUUCAUCGUUGCUAUCAUAUUGGGGAACGUGGUGAGUCUUCUGGUGUUUCUUGGGUCAAAGCUAUUCAGAACCCCACAGGGGUAUUUAAAAGCUUCUCUGGCGUUGGCUGAUCUAGCGGUUGGUGUCUUGGUAGUCCCUUACUCUGCCUACAGGGAAAUAGCCACAUUGUUUCAAGAAAAAGACUGCAACGAGGCCCUGUCAACAGCGGUCUGGGGGUUCCACCCCUGUCACGUCAUAGGUCCUGUUUUCGCGGGCUGCACGUUCGUUUCCAUCACCACCAUUUUCCUUUUGUGCAUUGAAAGGAGUAUCACGGUGCUGAAGCCGUUGCACAAAAAUCUCUUCGUCACAAAAAAGAGGACGAUCGCCCUGAUCGCGUUUUCCUGGUUGCUGUGCUUCUUUCUAGCCGUGGUGCCAUUGCUGUUCAGCCAGAAUAUCCUUUUGCACUACAGCCCCUGCAGUAAGAUGUGCAAUUACGUGUUCUCCACCGGGGAGUCAGCGCGCACCAGCACUGGGUGGAAUGUCAUACUGCUGUUCCCAACCUUUGAUUUCUCCCUCCUGGGAGGCACCUUUGUCAUUAACUUGAUAACGUUUGCUGCCAUACGCCAAUUCAGCAAGGCCAGGAAACAGUUGGCUCAGCCUAAGGUCCAAAGCAUCUCAAACAGACCCUCGUUUUCAGACAUCAAAGCAGCGAAGACUAUCGCCAUUCUAACGGUCUCCUUUUCUGCCUGUUUCGGUCCCAUUGCAGUUUUUGUGGUGGGCAGCGUCCUAGGGUACCAAUGGUGCGAAUUUUCUUUUUACGCUUUCUGGAUUUUGACCUCCAACAGUUGCUGGAACGUUAUCAUUUACAGCGCUAGGGACCGGAAAUUCCGCCGGAGAACGAGGGAGCUGUUCUUUGGAAAGGUGCUGAAAAAGAAGCGGCGCUGCCCGGGUUCGAAUGCAGGUACUGCUGGUCAUUGCGGGGCACUGCUCAAAGAAACACUGCACCAUGAAUGCGCUUAAGUUGCCUUUCUCCUGGUUGUGCGGCAAAUGUGCCAAUUACAAAAUCCAGACGUUUUAAAUUGUGAACAAUUACUUGCUUAACAGUUUGAUAAAUGUAUGAAUUCGCUUGCUUAUUAUACAUACCAUAGUGUACCAAUAGAUUGUGAAUGGUGUGCUUUCUCGUAAUAAAAUAACUAUAUGAUGUAUUUUAAUUUUUUUAUUUUUGUGCUCCUCCCACGCUUAUUAACCAUACAAAACCAGAACAUCCCUGAUAAAACUUUACAGUGUUAAACAUGAUUCUCAAUGAGACUGCUAGCUAUUCAUUAAAUACAUCUAUAUAACAUAAACAUAAACACGGUUUAUCAUUAAGGCCCAUCCACCCAUUUACUGCAUAUUACAUGGAAGACUCGAGUUAAUUGAGUGAUGUACAGCGGUGACAGAAAUAAACU